UCUCCUAAAAACAAAAACCCUAGAAAAAAAAAAUGGAGUUCUGCACAAGGAUUUCCAACCAGUUGAUGCUCAAGGAGAUUGAAAAGCACAAUGAUAGAAACACUGUGUCGUCUCCUUUAUCGAUCAACUUGGUUCUAAACAUGGUGGUUGCCGGAUCAAAGGGCCGUAGUUUACAGUACAUGCUUGACUUUCUCGGAUCCAAAAACAUCGAUGAGAUUAACUUCAGGUCCUCGGAGAUGAUGGCUGUGGCAGCCGUUGGUGGGUCACCUAACAACACUGAGAAUGAUUCGACGGUAGUCAUGGUCAAUGGAGUCUGGGUCGAUAAAUGUAUUCUUCUAAGGCCGUCUUAUGAAGAGUUUAUUAGAGGUAUUCACAAGUGUGAAGUUAAAACCGUUGAUAUCUUGAAUAAGGUUCGCCAAGUGGAAAAUGAAGUUAAUUCAUGGGCUAGUGUUGCAUCAAGGGGACUUAUCAAAGAGAUUCUCCGACCUGAGUCCCUAUCUCGAGACACAUCAAUCAUACUAGCGAAUGGGCUAUACUUUAGUUACAAAUUUGAUGCCAGCCGCACUUAUAAGAGGGAUUUUCAUCUUUCCAAAGGCAGGACUGUUUUAGUUCCGUUCAUGUCUAGCCAUAGAAGGUACUACUUUGGAUCAUUUCUUGGUUUCAAGGUCCUUGGUAUCCCAUGCCUCAACCAGAAACUCAACAUGUAUUUCUUUCUCCCAAAUGAAAAAUGUGGGUUGAAAAAUCUUGUAGAAGAGUUCAAUACAAAUCCAAGGUUCUUACAGCAGAACCUUAACUUAAGAGAAGUGAAGCUUGACCAAUUUUGGAUCCCAAAAUUUAAAUUUUCAUCUGAUUUUGACGUUUCUAGGGUCAUGGAAGAUAUGCGGGUACCGCUAUCAUUUUUGGAAAAUCCAAAAGAUUGGUCUGACAUGAUUGAUAUUCCCGCUAGGGUCUCAUUCAUGGACACAAAAAUGUUUCAAAAAGCUUGUAUUGAGGUAGACGAAAAACCCAAUUCUUCGGCAGGGAUGGACUUAGAACUUCCAUCCAUGCUCAUGCCGACAAGGAAGGUCUUAGGAGCUUCAUCCAUGCCCGGGCAAAAAACUGCAAGUUUCAUUGCUGAUCAUCCUUUUAUGUUCAUGAUCAAGGAAGAGACAUCAGGUUCAGUUUUUUUCUCUGGAGCUGUACUUAAUCCAAUCUCUGGUGAGUUAUUUCUAGAAAGGGAAUGGUAACUAUUACUCGAGUUUUAAUUAGCCAAAAAGACACUCUAUUACUUGAGUUUCAUCAUCUUCAGUACGUAUGAAUGUUUACAAGAUUAUUGAAAUCAAAGGUGCUAUUGAACCAAAUGAAUAGUGCACGACCCACUACGGGUCCCACAAAAAUAAUCCGAGCCAUUCAUUAAAUUUAAAAUAUUUUUUCAACAGCCCCCCUCAAAAAAUUAGCUCAAUCCAAUUAAUACCUAGAAGUAC
Molecule: messenger RNA, 1463 nt
Organism: Rhododendron vialii
Lineage: Eukaryota; Viridiplantae; Streptophyta; Magnoliopsida; Ericales; Ericaceae
Product: serpin-Z10-like
Exons: 2
Coding region: 33-1226 (397 amino acids)
Molecular function (GO): serine-type endopeptidase inhibitor activity
Source: RefSeq, a predicted model, not a curated record